UCCUAUAAGGACGGGUGAACCAAAGGCCGAUGGACUCGAGUCAGGUUGUGGGAUUUGGACUAGUUUUUCACCAUAAAAUUUAAUUUAUAUCACAAAUAUACCACUUUUGACCACUGUCUCAAUAACAGAGAGAAGAAAAAAAAAAAAAAUCAAGAAAGAAAUUCAUUUGACCACAAUUUGUUUCUCCAGUUGAAAAAAUAAAAAAUAAACAAAAUGGUAAAGAAAAAGAAUGGGCAUAGUUAACACUUGAGACUAUCAUUUAGGGCACGGUAGGUCAGUGUUGCAUGACAUGGUUUUGUUGACACUGAACCGUUGGAUGAUUGCGAUCGGGUAUUGAAAUCCCAUUAUCCCGCCAUCGCUGCUUUAGUACUCCUGUCACAGAAUCGUCAGUCAUUCCCACUCAAACUUGAGAGAGACUAAUGGAAACAGACGAAGCCCAACGGCUGCUACCAUUUCAGCUUCAAUUCGACAAACCUCUUGCCUCUCAGAUCAAGAUAGCGGAAUGGAACCCAGAGAAGGAUUUACUGGCAAUGGUCACAGAGGACUCUAAAAUUCUGCUGCAUCGCUUCAAUUGGCAGAGGCUAUGGACUCUCUCUCCUGGAAGGUGCAUAACAUCCUUAUGCUGGCGCCCUGAUGGUAAAGCGAUAGCUGUUGGGCUUGAAGAUGGAACUAUUUCAUUGCAUGACGUCGAAAAUGGAAAGUUGUUGCGAAGCGUAAAGUCCCAUACUACAGCUGUUGUGUGUCUUAACUGGGAGGAGGACGGACAGCAGGAUGCCAGUAGUAACAUCUCAAUUUAUGAAGACCGUACUUCCCGUUUCUUCCCUCCUGCUCCAAGAGUUCCUCGGAUGCCUGGACUGGUACCUGGAGAUACUGGUUUUAUGGAUGACAAUGAUGAUUCAUUUCGGGAACCAUCAAAUUCUUCACAUCAACGAUUUAACAUCCUCUCCAGUGGGGACAAAGAUGGAAGCAUCUGCUUUAGUAUAUUUGGCAUAUUCCCAAUAGGAAAAAUUAACAUACACAAGCUUUCUGUUUGUAGUCCACUAAUGGAUGGACAUGUGACUUGCCGAUUUCUGAAUGCUUCCAUUUGUAAGGUGGCUUUGUCAAAAGAUCUUUGUCAUUUGAUAGUCAUGUGCUCUGGGGAACUCUUUGAAGAUAGGGUUGAACCUAGCGGCAGACAAAUGUCUGUUGACUCUGGUCAUGAUUUACUUGGUUUGCAUUGCUUAGUGCUUGAUACUUCAAUCUUUUCCAAGAGGAAAAAUGAGCUUCACCAGGUGGCUCAACAAGCUUCUAACAUUGAGGAUUUAACUGAAGUCAUCCGGGCAUCACUAUCAGUCAUGUGUAAGCAAUGGUCUGAUGCCAUGCAUACAUUUCAUGAGAAAUUUUCUUCGCUUUCUACUCUGAUAAUGGACCACGCACUAGACUCAACUCCCCAAGAGGAAUUCCUUAGCCUUUUAGGCGGUGCUCGGACAAGUCCACCAAUUCAUCAAUUUCUAGUUAAUUCUCUUGGCGAAGUGGGUCUCAAGCGUGUAGCAAAGGUUGUCUGUGGUGCUGGAAAAGAGCUUCAGCUUAUUGUUCUCGAUCAUCUACAGCCUGCUGCAGAAAUUAUUGGAUUUAGAAUGGGAGAACUGAGAGGUCUUUCUAAAUGGCGUGCACGUUAUCAAGGUAUCGGUUUGGAUGAGACACUAAUCAAUAAUGCGACAGAAAAGGCUGGCAUGUUUCUUGUACAAGUGGAAAGAUUUAUAAGGAUCCUAUCCUCUGUGGUGCAACAGUUUUCAAACUUCUUCAGCUGGCUUCUGAAAAGUGUAAAGAUACUAAUGUCAGAACCAAGUGAUCAGCUUCAACCAUUCAGUAGUGAACUAGUUAUUAUAUUCUUGAGGUUUCUGUAUGAUCAAGAUCCGGUCAGGCAGUUGCUGGAACUAUCUGAAGUUGAUCACUGUGUUGAAAUUGAUUUGGAAACAAUGCAAAGAGUUAGAGAAUUAGUUAGUUUUGGGGGAUUUUUAGAUUCUGAAUACUUGCAAAGGACGUUAGCCAAAGAAUUUCAGCAAAUGGAUUCUUGUUUCAAGGAGGCUUUCGAGAUGCCUUUUAGUACAAUUUCCAAAAGAAUACUUUGUAACGAUUUAUGGCCACUGUUUCCUAUUGUAUCUUCACCAAGGUCUUUUUCCUUCAGCGAUCCCACAUCAAUAUCAUUCUACAAGGAAGCUUCGCAGGCUGUUUCAACUUAUCAAAUGCAUCAGCAUGGGCUUGUUGAUUACAUCUCUUUCAGAAUACCGGAUGCUUCUUUAUCAGAUAUUUCAAAUUUCAUAGGCAUAGCGAGGGGAUUUAUGCAUGACUCAAGCAGCGUGAAAAACGGGCAUACUUCAUUGGAAGCUGUCUUGUUAUGUGUUCCUGAUGGCUAUCAUUGUGUGGAUCUGUCUCUAUAUAAAGAAAGUCAAAUUGUGCUGUUACUAAAUGAGACAACUACUACUUCCGAAAGCUCUGGGAAUGCUUAUAUGAUGCUUGUACAAGCAAGUGAUCUACCAUUUGUAUCUGUUUCAAGAUCCAAUAGUCAAAACUAUUGGAAUUUGCAUGAACUAAAGGACCAUGCUGUAUGCCUGAAAAUGGAGAAUGAAAAGGUUCGAGGUAUUCCUCAUUCUGUAAUUGCUCCGUUGGCGGUUAGUGCAUCCAGAGGCGUGGCAUGUAUUUUUUCUGCAAGAAAGCGUGCUCUGGUCUACAUCCUGGAGGAAGAUGAAGAUGAAAUCUCAGAUGCAGAAUGACUUAUUUUGUUCAUCUAUGACCAUUUUUCUUUUCUUUUCUUUUUUUGUUAUUUGUUUUUGUCUAAAGGGAGGAGUAGUGAUUUUGUUGGCACAAUUUCACAGUUCCUUUUUAUUAAUAUUUAUUGUAUCAUAGGUAUUAGAAAACUCACUAUAUUUUAUUUUUAGCAUUCAAAUUCAGUCGGUUUUCUUUGAACGGA
Messenger RNA from Cornus florida, 2950 nucleotides. Its product is annotated as anaphase-promoting complex subunit 4. NCBI's taxonomy places the organism in Eukaryota, Viridiplantae, Streptophyta, Magnoliopsida, Cornales, Cornaceae. The coding region runs from base 420 to 2753 and encodes 777 amino acids. Gene Ontology annotation, biological process: protein K11-linked ubiquitination; anaphase-promoting complex-dependent catabolic process; positive regulation of mitotic metaphase/anaphase transition. Gene Ontology annotation, cellular component: anaphase-promoting complex; nuclear periphery. The record is from RefSeq and is a predicted model, not a curated record. Gene Ontology annotation, molecular function: protein binding. The transcript has 19 exons.